Messenger RNA from Suncus etruscus (white-toothed pygmy shrew), 1958 nucleotides. RefSeq names its product GDNF family receptor alpha 3 (gene GFRA3). NCBI's taxonomy places the organism in Eukaryota, Metazoa, Chordata, Mammalia, Eulipotyphla, Soricidae. Bases 1 to 1857 code for a protein of 618 amino acids. The record is from RefSeq and is a predicted model, not a curated record. The transcript is spliced from 10 exons. Gene Ontology annotation, biological process: nervous system development. Gene Ontology annotation, molecular function: signaling receptor activity. Gene Ontology annotation, cellular component: external side of plasma membrane; signaling receptor complex.
AUGGAAAGGAAUCUGGAAGCUAUUCGCUUCCUGGUUGCAGUUUUCCUAGUUAUCCUAAAUGGGGAAGUGGUUUGCAAGUGUAGGAGCCGAGUGCGGCUGGAGCAGGACCCCCCUACUCUAGGCGAAGUUGGCAGCAGGCGCUGGCCCAGAGCUCGGGACCCCAGAACCGGCCGCUCCCGGGAGCCCCACUCGCCCCCACCCGCGCCACUUUGUCGGGGCAGUAACGGCCGGGCCAGGGAGUGGUACCGGUUGGAGCUGGAGGGAGGGCGGCGCCCAGGACCCCGCUGGGGGAGAGUGUGGGCGCCGGCAGAAGGAGGGGCGGUGGGAGGCGCCGGCCAGCGAGCCCCGAGUCGCGGCGCCGCAGCGGAGAGGAGAGAGAGGGGAGCUCCGCACCCGGCCCUGGCAGAGCGCGCCCCGGUGGGCCGACACUCGGCGCCCCAACCCCGUGAGUGUCGUCCGGGCUCCGCCAGGAAGAAGGGGCGCGUGUCGGCGGGGCCCCGCGUCCCUGCGCGCGAGAGGACCCGGGCCCCGGGCAUGCAUCUGUCUCUUGGGGAGCUAGAGGAGGAGGUCCAGGGUGCCCCAGAGGCUCGGUUCCCUGCAGAGUUGCAGGUAGAUCCUAGCAACGUGGCCUGGGAGUCCAGGGGGGUCCUUUGGGGCUGCCCCCCCGUCCUUCUGUGGUGCUCUGAUGACAGCCCACUGGCCAGUCCCUUCCCGCUUCCACGACAGCUGCUCCUGGAGGGAUGGGAUCCCCUCCCCACAGAGGGCCGGUUCAUGAACAGCUGUAUCCAGGCCAGGAGGAAGUGCCUGGCUGAUCCCACUUGCAGUGCUGCCUACCACCGCCUGGAUUCCUGCAGGUCUAAUAUAAGCACCCCCACGUUCCCAGAAGAGCGCUCUGUGUCCGAGGACUGCCUGGAGGUGGCACAGCUUCUCAAGAAUAGCUCUCUGAUGAGCUGCAUGUGCCACCGACAAAUGAAGAACCAGACUGUCUGCCUAGAUAUCUACUGGACUGUCCACCCUGCUCGCAGACUUGGUGACUAUGAGCUGGAUGUCUCCCCCUACGAAGAUACAGUGACCCAAAAACCCUGGAAAAUGAAUCUCAACAAACUCAGCAAGCUCAAACCAGACUCAGACCCUUGCCUCAAGUUCGCCAUGCUGUGCACUCUGCACCCCAGAUGCGACCAACUCCGCCGGGCUUACGGGCAAGUGUGCUCGAGGCCCCACUGCCAGCGUCCUGCCUGCCAGCAGCGGCUCCGCAUCUUCUUUGAGAAGGCACCCCAGCAACUCGCCGAGGGGCUCCUGCUUUGCCCCUGCCAGUCCACCGACCUGAACUGUGGCAAGCGCAGACGCCACACCAUCGCCCCCAGCUGUGCACUGCCCUCUGGAGUGGUCCCCAACUGCCUGGACUUGCGGGCCCUCUGCCUAUCCGAAGCUCUGUGCAGGUCACGCCUGGCAGAUUUCCAGACACAUUGUCACCCCAUGGACAUCCUAGGGACCUGUGCGACACGGCCAUCCCGAUGUCUCCAAGCAUACAUGGGGCUGAUUGGGACUGUGUUGACCCCUAACUAUGUCAGUAGUGUCAACACUAGCGUGGCCUUGAGCUGUACUUGCCGUGGAAGUGGCAACCAGCAAGAAGAAUGUGAACAGCUGGAAGCUGCCUUCUCCCACAAUCCCUGCCUCCUGAAGGCCAUUUCCAGUAAGAUGCGCUCACACAGCCAGCUCUUCUCCCUGGAAUGGGACGACUCUUGGGGGGCUGUAACGGAACGCCAGACUGGCAACUCUGUACUGAGGCUGCAGCCCUGGGUUUCCUUUUUCUCCUCCUGCAUCCUUCCCUGGAUUCUGCUUCAGAGCCUCUGGUAGCUGGACUUUCUUUUCCAAGUGUCCUCUCUCCUCUACCAUGCCCAGCCUGACCUGUAGUGUGCAAGGGGUGAGGCAAGGGCCAUGUGGGCAUGCAGGGCUAA